This is a messenger RNA of Saccoglossus kowalevskii, 1802 nucleotides long. Its product is annotated as spermatogenesis-defective protein 39 homolog. The record is from RefSeq and is a predicted model, not a curated record. Gene Ontology annotation, biological process: vacuolar transport; intracellular protein transport. Lineage: Eukaryota; Metazoa; Hemichordata; Enteropneusta; Harrimaniidae. Gene Ontology annotation, cellular component: cytoplasm.
AUGGCGUCCUGGAAGAAAUCAACAGACAAAGAUGAUUCCUACUGGAACCAGACCAGCAAAGAAACAUUGACAAAUCCAUUUGAUUUUGAAGAUAAUGUAACUGAAUUUGACGACACUAGAAGUUGGUUGACUGUGAAAGAGCAAGAAAAAGCCAGUGAGCUGUCUAAGAAUAUUCGUCAAGCAGUCAAUUUUGAUGAUGAUGACGAUGUUGACGUGAUAUCCUGGGAUGGAGCCAAUAAAGAUUAUAAAUCAGCCAGAUACCGACCUCCAACAUCUGUGAAUGAAUCCAAAACAAUUCAUGCAUCAUUGAAUUUAGGAUCGUCAGCAGCUAAAACUCAAUCAUUCUCCUCAUCUUUGAAUUAUUCCAAAACCUCCAGUCAAGGUAGUACUAAACCAGUAAGUGGGUAUUCUGAUGAACUGUCAAUAUCUGAAAUUGUUAAUGCUGCGCAACCCAAACGACAGGCAACACUGACUGAGAUUACAAAGUUAGAGACAGAAGUCAGAUUUCUACAACGUUCUUUAGAGUCUGCCAAGCGUGAUCGAUUUGCGGUAUUACCACCUCGAGACACCAUCAAGAGACUCAUAUACGGAGAUCCGUGCUCAUUGGAGAUGUAUAAAUCACUAACAGACAAACUAGCACUCCUGGAUGCCGCUGUUGAAAUGCAUGAUGGGAAUGCAAUAACUGCUGUGGUGUUGUUUCUGAAGAAUACUUUACACAGAAAGUUUUUUAUAUCAGAAUUAAUCAUGAGACCUGUUGCUAUCAACCACUAUCUGCAUUAUUUAAAGUGUCACUUUGAGUUAUCCGAGAUGGGCUCUAUACUCAGAAUCCUAGGAAGAACUGAAGAGGCUGCGAUGCUGCACUAUAAAAUGUCAAUUGUCAAGAUGCCCGCUGACAGACUUCGUAAUUUGAAAAACACAUUCAGGGAGUACUUCAAACACGACACAUCUUUAUCAGAAGCAACACCUUAUUUGGAAGAUCAUUGUGCGUUAUUAGAAAGACAGAUAGCGAUAGAGCAAACUGAUGUCCAUUUAGAAAAAGAAGGGAAACAUAUAAUGUUUAAAGAGGUUCCCAGGGUGACUACGCUACCAUUUUUACCUGUGAUUACGACUCUGUUUUACUGUUGUAUGUAUCACUAUGAAGCACCCGACAAUGAUAUUUCAAGUCCAUUCUCAAUGCGAAGAGAUUUUAAACUUACAGAGAAUCAGUUUCUAUAUACAGCACUUACAGCUAGAACUAAACUUAGAAGGUGGAGAGACAUAGAAACCAUGCUAACUGCCAAGGGUUGGUUUGGUGGUACUAAGAUGAAAGCCAGUAUAGGAUUUGAGAAAGUAAUUGAUAUCUUAUCCAAAAUGAAUGCUCCACCAGAGGUAAUGGGCAAGUAUAUAAUGUGUAUUGAUAAUACAGAAUUGAGACUUUCACUAGCUAAUAAAUUAAACUGCCAUGGUGCUGUGAUUGAUACAUUGGUACAGAUGAAAGAUAGACAACAACUUCAGAAAUACGGUACUAGUGGUAAAUUGAAGUACAAUAGUCCAGACAUGAUUAAACUGGACAGGGCUCUCAGAAGUACAGGUGUCAAAUGGAAAAAUUGAAAAUAAGUCACACUGUACUGAACCGUAUAAUUAUUGGUACAUUUACACUAUGGUGAAACAAAGUUUUUACUGAAAUGGAAAUGAAAUGGUGUAACUUUUAUUUGUAUGAUAUUGAUUUGUUUGGCCAGCAAAUAAUAAAACUUCUGCAGCAAUAUAAAUCAUUUUUUGUACAAUAUUUACAUGUACAUAAAUUAUCAAAAUAAUAAUUAUAU